AUGAACGGUUUUCAUGACGAUUUGGAGUCUUUGGUCACUCCGGAAAUAACAAAACCCUUGACUAUAGUUGCAAUCGAAAGCGAAAGCGGAACCGGAAGUGAAUCUACGAAUUUGGAAUUCCAGUGCUCCGUGCUGGCUGAAAUAAAUGCCGGAAAAUUAAUAAGAUUCAGUCAGACAUUGGUGAAUGACAUCGACAACAACAUCAACAACAACAUUAACAAAAACAACAACAUCAACAACAACAACAUCAACAACAACAUCAACAGCAACAGCGAUUAUCAUUUCGACAAUUUUGAUGACCAACAACAUCAACAACAACAACAACAACAACAACAACAUCAACAUCAACAACAACAUCAACAACGUCAACAACAUCAACAACAACAACGAUACUACAAAGCCGUUCUGAACCUGAAAAAUGUUUCACUAUCAGACGCUGGUCUGUAUGAAAUUGUCGUUGCCAGUAAACACAAGAAGACCGCGAAAUCUGCUGUCAAACUUAAUUUUGGCGAUCCUGAAAGCAGUAAGCCGAACAGCAACAACAACAACAACUACAACUACAACAGCAACAGCAGCAACAACAACAACAGCAACUACAUUGAUAAUAACAUGUUGAGAGCACGCGAAAGACACCCGAUAAGCCCCAACAACAUCAGCAACAACAUCAACAACAACAUCAACAAUAGUGACGAUGAUGACAUCAAAACUUGUAGCAGCAACAACAACAACAAUAGCAAAAAAACAACAUCAACAACAUUAACACCCAACAACAACAACAUCAACAACAACUACAGCGAUGACGACCAAGGCAUCAUAAUAAAAAUCGACAACCAUGGUGACGACGCCAGUAGCCAAAACGAAUCUGAAACUAACGGACUUUCCCAUCAUAGAAUCCCCGUUGAUGUGCCCGGGAUUUUUCCGGAGAUAAAAAUAGAUCCCGGAAGUGAAAAUGAAUGGGAGGAGAGUGGAAAAACCCCAAAAGUAGAAAUAAAUUUCGGUAGUGAUAAUGAAGAGGAAACCCCAGGGAUAAAAACAGAACGAAGAACUUCCGAUCCGGAUGCGAAUGACGUCAUCGAGGCGGAUGAUGUGGUCCCGGAUUUGCCGAGAAUUCCCAGCAGAAUUAUGUCGAGAAGAAAUAGCAUUGAGGAGGAUAACAGUUUCGACACGAAUAACUUACCAAUUUUCGGACAACUCCUAAUGGCGAACUCCCAAAAAGAAUUUUCGUCGAGAGAGCAUUCUAGAUCAAGACGAGACUCGGAAUCGAGUGACGCGUCGGAACCAGAAAUUGAAAUGAAACCCGAAAGAAUGAAUAGAGGCAGGAGGAGGACGCCAUGUCUGCUCGAGCUCUCAACAGCCUACAGCAACAACAACAACAACAGUACCGAAAAUCUCGACAACUCGACCGACUCGCAGUCGCAACUCAGCGAUCUGGAGAUGUUCCGGCUGAGGCGAAUGCAACAAUCGGCCGGUAGGAGGCAAUCCCUGGCCGACUUAAGCCCGAACUGGAAAAUGAAUAUGCAGCAACAACAACGACGUGUCGAUGUGGAAGAGAUUGAACUGCAACAGUUUGAAAGGAGGCGGAGCUCCAUUGCUCUGAGGAGGAAAAGCCUCGCCGAGGUCAUCCCUGAUUGGCCGCAACUUCAAAAGCCUAAAGAUAAGCAGGAUUUUUGGAUGGACGAACUUGAGGAUGUGACGUGUAAAGAUAGGGAUUCGAGGGUGGAGCUCUCUUGUAGGUACUCCACCAGCAAUGUCAAGACGAGAUGGUUCAAAAAUGGCCAGGAGAUAUAUCACGGCGAGAAAUACAACUUCUUGAACGAUGACCAAGGUGUCAUCAGGCUGAUAAUACAGAGAAUAUCAAAAGACGAUGAUGGGAAAUAUAUGGUGAAAGUUAACAACAAGCUCGCAUCAACCGCCAGCUUAAUUGUCGAAGGUAAAGAUGAAACUGAAUGA
Molecule: messenger RNA, 1950 nt
Organism: Helobdella robusta
Lineage: Eukaryota; Metazoa; Annelida; Clitellata; Rhynchobdellida; Glossiphoniidae
Exons: 15
Coding region: 1-1950 (649 amino acids)
Source: RefSeq, a predicted model, not a curated record